AUGGUGCGCUCCGAUAGGAAAGAUUGGAGUCAACGGUUGGAAGAUGCACUCUGGGCCUAUCGAACGGCGUACAAGACCCCUAUAGGGAUGUCAUCGUACAGGUUGGUAUUUGGAAAGCCGUGUCAUCUUCCAGUGGAGUUCGAGCACAAGGCUUUUUGGGCGAUAAAGCAAUGCAACAUGAACUUAGAAGAGGCCGGUGCCCAACGGAAGUUGGAUUUGCAAGAAUUGGAGGAGAUCCGGAACGAAGCCUACGACAAUGCACUAAUCUACAAGGAGAGGAGUCGGGCAUUUCAUGACCAACAAAUCUCUAAAAAAACCUUUGAAGUUGGUCAGAAGGUCCUCCUGUACCAAUCCGGGCUCAAGCUAUUCCCAGUUGUAAUCCGGAGUGCUAAGACAGACAACAAGUUUGUGGUGAAUGGACACCGUCUCAAACAUUAUUAUGAAGGUUUUUCAAGUGGAGAGGCGGAGACAAUAAGUCUAGACGCACCACCGUGUCCUAAUCAGUGGCACUUUACCAUGUCUAGCCAAAGACAGUGUCCUUCUGUCAUGACGCGCUCGCGUCAUGACGUAAGGAGAGGUCACGGUCAGAAUCGUCAGAAGGGGUUCUUGCCCCCAUGA
Coffea arabica (coffee) is the source of this 618-nucleotide messenger RNA. RefSeq lists its product as uncharacterized. Gene Ontology annotation, molecular function: nucleic acid binding. The record is from RefSeq and is a predicted model, not a curated record. NCBI's taxonomy places the organism in Eukaryota, Viridiplantae, Streptophyta, Magnoliopsida, Gentianales, Rubiaceae.